UAGAAAGAUCUAGAGUUGGUAUUUCAUCAUUGUCUGGUGAGGGCACUGAUUACAUCAAUGCGUCCUAUAUUAUGGGUUAUUAUCAAAGUAAUGAAUUCAUUAUUACCCAACAUCCUUUGCUACACACUAUCAAAGAUUUCUGGAAAAUGAUAUGGGAUCACAAUGCUCAAAUAAUUGUUAUGCUCCCUGAUAGUCAGAAUAUGCAGGCAGAAGAUGAAUUUGUCUACUGGCCAAAUAAAGAAGAUCCUAUAAAUUGUGAAAGCUUUAAAGUCAGCCUGAUUUCGGAAGAACAUAAGUGUUUGUCCAAUGAAGAGAAACUCAUAAUCCAGGAUUUCAUUUUAGAAGCUACACAAGAUGAUUACGUUCUUGAAGUGAGGCACUUUCAGUGUCCAAAGUGGCCAAAUCCAGAUAGCCCUAUUAGUAAAACAUUUGAACUUAUAAGCAUCAUCAAAGAAGAAACUUCCAACAGAGAUGGCCCUAUGAUUGUGCAUGAUGAGCAUGGUGGAGUGACAGCAGGUACCUUCUGUGCUUUAACAACACUUAUGCAUCAGCUAGAAAAUGAAAGUUGUGUGGAUGUUUAUCAUGUAGCUAAGAUGAUCAAUUUGAUGAGACCUGGAGUCUUCACAGAUAUUGACCAUUACCAGUUUUUGUACAAAACUGUCCUCAGUCUUGUUAGUUCAAGACAAGAAGAAAAUCCCUCGAUCUCCAUCGACAGUAAUGGCUCAGCGUUACCAGAUGGCAGUGCAGCAGAGAGUUUGGAAUCCUUAGUUUGACUUCAAUCAAAAUACGACAGAGCAACUAUCCAGAGCUGGAAAUAUUUCCUUUUUUUACGUGGGGCAGGGUAAUGUCCAGCUAUUAGAUAAUCUUUUUUUAUCUCAUUUGAUUUGAAUAAACAUUUCUUGCAAAUACAUUAACAAUGUGUGCCUUUUUGAGAAAAAAAAAAUCUCGUAAUGCAUUUUGUUAUGUUUGAACUAAUUUUACUGAACUCUGUAGUUUCUGAGAAUGGUAUGUAGUCUUUUAUUAGUUUUUAAUUUUUGUGAUUACAUUUUCACUUAAAUUUUAUCAUAAUUAUGGAUGCUGAAGUUUUCAGCAACACACAUUUUAGUAUCCAAUUUCCUGUUAUUUAUAGCACUCUUAAUACCUUUGUUAGAAAUUUAACUUUUAAUAUGGUAGAAUGUAAAUAUAUUCUAUGUAAUAUUCAACAUUUUAAGAUUUUAGUAGGCAUUUAGUAGAACUGAUACUUAUUGUAAAUAUUUCUAGAGUGGAUUUCAUGGACCGAAUUUAUAUUUAUAAUUGUAGAUUUUUAUAUUUUACUACAAAGUCAGUUUUCUAGUUCUGUGUAAUUGCAUUCUUAAAAUGAUGUAGUUAAUUACCUGUUCUUAGUUUUAGUAGCUUCUGAUAUAUUGUCAUGCAUCCUAAAUGGUAACUAUCUCUGCAUGUAAUUUUAACUUUUGUGGGAAAAUCAAGAUAUACUUGUUUUGAAAUACGAAGUUUCUAUGAAAAUAACGUCUGUACUAAGCAUUGUUUCAAUAGUUUUUAU
This is a messenger RNA of Pseudonaja textilis, 1540 nucleotides long. Lineage: Eukaryota; Metazoa; Chordata; Lepidosauria; Squamata; Elapidae. The record is from RefSeq and is a predicted model, not a curated record.